Messenger RNA from Bactrocera latifrons, 396 nucleotides. Its product is annotated as transcription factor collier-like. Gene Ontology annotation, biological process: regulation of transcription by RNA polymerase II. The transcript has 4 exons. The record is from RefSeq and is a predicted model, not a curated record. Bases 1 to 396 code for a protein of 131 amino acids. NCBI's taxonomy places the organism in Eukaryota, Metazoa, Arthropoda, Insecta, Diptera, Tephritidae. Gene Ontology annotation, molecular function: RNA polymerase II cis-regulatory region sequence-specific DNA binding; DNA-binding transcription factor activity, RNA polymerase II-specific.
AUGCAGCAGCUGGUUUGCUAUGCGUCAUUGAGCACAAUUUUAUUUUUGGGCAUUGGUCGCGCUCACUUCGAGAAACAGCCGCCGAGUAAUUUACGCAAAUCAAACUUUUUCCACUUCGUCAUUGCGUUGUACGAUCGUGCCGGUCAGCCGAUUGAAAUCGAACGUACCGCAUUUAUUGGUUUUAUCGAAAAGGAUUCGGAAUCGGAUGCGACAAAAACAAAUAAUGGCAUACAAUAUCGGCUGCAGUUGCUCUAUGCGAAUGGUGCGCGUCAAGAGCAGGACAUAUUUGUGCGACUCAUCGAUUCGGUGACAAAGCAGACAUUUUCCGCAGUCUUCUCGAUCUGUCUGCACCAUCCUGUGUCACCACCAGACAGUUACUAUCCUAUAGUCAUAUAG